CCUGGGAAGAUGCAGCCGCUUCUGCUCCUGUUGGCCUCUCUUCUGUCUUCUGGGGCUAGGACAGAGGAGAUCAUUGGGGGCCAUGAAGCCAAACCCCAUUCCCGCCCCUACAUGGUGUUCCUUCAGCUUCUGCAUAAUGGGAAUAAGAGAAGGUGCGGCGGUGUACUGGUGCGGGAGGACUUCGUGCUGACGGCUGCUCACUGCCAGGGAAGCUCAAUAAAUGUCACCCUGGGGGCCCACAACAUCAAGGAGCAGGAGGAAACCCAGCAGGUCAUCGCUGUCAGAAGAGCCAUCCCCCACCCAGCCUAUAACCCCCAGAACUUCUCCAGCGACAUCAUGUUACUACGGCUGGAGAAAAAGGCCAAGCGGACUGCGGCUGUGCGGCCCCUCAGGCUGCCCGGGGGGAAGGCCCGGGUGAAGCCAGGGGAGGUGUGCAGCGUGGCCGGCUGGGGGCGGACGGCCCGGAUGGGCAAGUUCUCAGACACGCUGCAGGAGGUGGAGCUGACGGUGCAGGCUGAUGAGAAGUGUGAAAUUCUCUUCCCCAGCUACUACAGAAAAGCCACUGAGAUUUGUGUGGGGGACACAAAGGAGACAAAGACCAGUUUCAAGGGGGACUCCGGGGGCCCCUUGGUGUGUAACAACGUGGCCCAGGGCAUUGUCUCCUAUGGGAGAAACAAUGGGACACCUCCAGGAGUCUUCAUCAAGGUCUCACAUUUCCUGCCCUGGAUAAAGAGAACAAUGAACUGCCUCUAA
Cynocephalus volans (Philippine flying lemur) is the source of this 753-nucleotide messenger RNA. RefSeq names its product granzyme H (gene GZMH). The transcript has 5 exons. Gene Ontology annotation, biological process: proteolysis. The record is from RefSeq and is a predicted model, not a curated record. Gene Ontology annotation, cellular component: intracellular membrane-bounded organelle; cytoplasm. The coding region runs from base 10 to 753 and encodes 247 amino acids. Gene Ontology annotation, molecular function: serine-type endopeptidase activity. NCBI's taxonomy places the organism in Eukaryota, Metazoa, Chordata, Mammalia, Dermoptera, Cynocephalidae.